AUGUAUAUAUAUAUAUAUAUAGAGGUAUAAGAAGUAGAAUAGUUUUGCCAACUUUUUUGGUUAAUCGUCGUUUCUGAUCUCAAAGCUUCUUCAUAGAAUUUGUCUCAUUCUUCUUCUUUCCCCUUCAGACAGAAUCUCAGAUCCUUGUUCCAAACGAGCGGAGUUUUGAAUCUGUUAAAUGGAAGUUUUUUGGGUCUGUUGAAUCAUUCUCAUAUAGUUAACUGCUUUUUUGGUCGCUUUAUUUCCUUCUUAUCUGUAACAGUUUUUGUGAGGAUUUUUACAGGAAUUUUGGCGGGAGUCAGAGUAGGAAGAGUAUCAAAGAAUGUUGGGAGAUUUCAUUACCAGAUUGCUUAUAAUGCUUUUCGGGUAUGCAUACCCUGCAUUUGAGUGUUAUAAAGUCGUGGAGAAGAACAGAGUAGAAAUUGAUGAACUUCGUUUUUGGUGUAAAUAUUGGAUACUUGUGGCUAUGCUUUCAGUCACUGAGAGGAUUGGGGACAUAUUCAUUUCAUGGUUUCCAAUGUAUGGGGAGAUGAAGGUGGCUUUCUAUGUCUACCUUUGGUAUCCAAAGACCAAAGGAAGUAGCUAUAUCUAUGAGACACUGUUACGGCCUUACAUAGCAAAGCAUGAAACAGACAUCGAUAGGAAAUUAGUAGAGUGGAAAGCAAAGGUAUGGGAUGUGGUAUCCUUCUACAUGCAAAACUCUGCAGAGUUUGGGCAGUCUGCAUUCUUCCAGUUUCUUCAGUACUUGGCUUCUCAGUCAGCAAGGUUUCAAAACAACAAUAAUGGCUCCGAGGUAGAUUCUCUUGUCAUUUCAUUUACUGCCAUUUUUUAUUUUUACAACAAAUCUCACAUCAGAUACGUCAUUUCAUGGUGGUGUACUUUGAAACUAAAACACCUCUGUCCAAAAUAGCAUCUUUCAUUGUCGUACUGAAAUCAACUACUAUUUUCCCAUGUCACAAAAUCUAUCCAUUGUUUAAUCAGGGAAUCAAUGGGAGUACACAGAGGUAGUACAUAUUUUACAAUAUAAAAACUAUACAAUAUGCAGUCUCUAUUCUCAUUUAAAAACAUGGAAAUCUUUUUUCUAUUUUGGUAUUUCUAAAAGAUGCUUAUUCUCUAGCCAGAGUUAUAGCCCCAGCCUUUUAAUAGCAGAAUCUUGUAUAGGCGGAUAAAGUUUGAGGCACAUUAGGAGGAUAAUAUCGAAUUGUAGGGAAUUAGAAACUAUGAUCAUUGUGUUUGUUCAUAUAAAGAAAAUGUACAUGAGAAUAUACGAUUCUGAUUGUAAGAAACCUUUGCAGAAAAACGAUGAUCAUCAGCAGACUCAGAAUGGAUCAUCAACAAACUCAUUCUUACGGACGCCAAACAAGCUUCAGGGAAGUCAGUCAUUAAAGAACAAGAAGGGACUUACAUCACCGCCAUCAUCGCCGGCUUCCAAAACAAUCAACCGCUCAGUUUCCGAGAUACCUUCAUCAAAGCUCCGACAAGUUAAAAAACUCAACAAGACAGAAAUUGCACACAUUGAGGAAGCGUCCGUGGAAGACUCUGAUUCGGACGCUAGCCCAAGAGGCCAUAUCAAUGAAAAGCUCAAUGAAGCUCGCCUGAGGCUCAGGCGCUCCAAACCAAUCCCUUGAGAAUUUGCAACCCACCAACCAUUGUACAAAAUUCAACAAGAAAAUUUUACAUCUUUACAUCACAAAAAGAUAAUUGAGUCGAGAAACUUUUUAUUUAUUUAUUUUUCUUCCUUUUUCUUCUCUGUCUAAAAAUUCAAAUUCAUUUCAUUAUUUUGUUUUUCUUUCUUGUAAAAUAUAUUUAAGAAAUUAUACGCUCAAAAAGCUAGCAAAUUUUCUGCAAUUUUUUUUCUUGCCAUUUUGUGACCAAUCAGCGGUGGUUUGUAAUCAAUGAUUCAGGAAAACACCCAAACAAAAACAAAGGUGUAGAAAAUCGAGAUAUACACAGAAAAAAAAGAAAAAAAAGAAAAACAGAA
This is a messenger RNA of Ziziphus jujuba (common jujube), 1981 nucleotides long. Its product is annotated as HVA22-like protein j. Bases 323 to 910 code for a protein of 195 amino acids. The record is from RefSeq and is a predicted model, not a curated record. The transcript is spliced from 7 exons. NCBI's taxonomy places the organism in Eukaryota, Viridiplantae, Streptophyta, Magnoliopsida, Rosales, Rhamnaceae.